AUGGACGAAUCUCGGCGAAGUGCAGCUACGUGCAAUUUGGAGACUGCGUUGGCCCAGCCCAAGCAGCCAUCGGGGCAGUGUCUACUGAGACUCAACCAUGACCUCAAGAACAUCAUUGACAACCCUGUGCCAGGAAUCUUCGUCGAGCCCGAAAAAGGCAACGUCACCUACGUCCACGCCGUCAUCGUGGGACCCGACAACACGCCGUGCCAGGGAGGCUUGUUCCAUUUCGUGCUCAAGUUCCUCCUUGACAACCCAGCCUGUCCACCGCAGGUACGCUUCAUGACGACAGACGGCGAAAGGGUGCGCUUCAAUCCGAACCUGUACAGCAGUGGGCUCGUCUCGCUCAGCAUUCCGGGCACGUUUCACGGACCCUCGUGGAACCCGGAGAUGACCCUUAAGACGGUGGUGGUUUCGAUCCAGUUGUUGCUCAUCGAGCAGCCGUUAGCCAACGAACCUGCACUGGGACGGGAAUUCCAAACUUGGCUUAAAAAGACGACCGGUCACAACGCCAAACAGCGCUUCCAGACCCUAACGGUCGCGAUUUGCGACGCACUUGAGGCUUGCCUCUCGGAAACUCGUCGUACCCGCAGGUCCUGCAGCAGGCUGUGA
Molecule: messenger RNA, 612 nt
Organism: Rhipicephalus microplus (southern cattle tick)
Lineage: Eukaryota; Metazoa; Arthropoda; Arachnida; Ixodida; Ixodidae
Product: ubiquitin-conjugating enzyme E2 Z-like
Source: RefSeq, a predicted model, not a curated record